Messenger RNA from Hyaloscypha bicolor E, 2840 nucleotides. RefSeq names its product Sec23/Sec24 trunk domain-containing protein. The transcript is spliced from 8 exons. The record is from RefSeq and is a predicted model, not a curated record. Gene Ontology annotation, molecular function: zinc ion binding; GTPase activator activity. Gene Ontology annotation, biological process: intracellular protein transport; endoplasmic reticulum to Golgi vesicle-mediated transport; COPII-coated vesicle cargo loading. The coding region runs from base 252 to 2576 and encodes 774 amino acids. Gene Ontology annotation, cellular component: endoplasmic reticulum exit site; COPII vesicle coat. NCBI's taxonomy places the organism in Eukaryota, Fungi, Ascomycota, Leotiomycetes, Helotiales, Hyaloscyphaceae.
GUGGCCUCAAGCUUGGGACAGGUGAUAUCUUGUUUCCUCACCCCCCUCCCUCGAGCUCCAUCCAACCUUCCUCAAAUUCCUUACCGUAGUCCGUGAUCACGAUUAAGUCCCGCUCCACGUCUGCUAUCAUCGAGAUCUGCAAACUAAGCCAAUUUUCUGGCCUCCGACAACGAACGGCACGCUCCAACUACACCCUGCAACUCCCAUUGUGAGAAUUCUGGUGGCGAUAGUUACUGUUCUCUCGCGCCGCCAUGGAUAUCGAAGCUCUCAAAGAGCAGUGGUCAGAGGUCGAGGACCGAGAUGGUGUACGUCUGAGUUGGAAUGUCUUUCCCAGCUCUCGAAUGGAAGCUUCACGGCUUGUUGUACCGAUCGGCGCAUUGUACACCCCUCUGAAGGAGAAGCCUGACACCCCUCUCCUGCAAUUCGAGCCUGUAAUCUGUAAACAGCCUUGCAGAUCUGUCCUGAAUCCUUUCUGCCAAGUGGAUGUCCGCGCACGUCUUUGGAUCUGCCCUUUUUGCUUGUCAAGAAACCCCCUCCCCCCGCACUACAAGGACAUUACAGCCAAUGCGAUACCUCCCGAGCUACACCCUUCAAAUACCACGAUUGAGUACAGGUUAUCCAGACCAGCUCCAAGUCCGCCGAUAUUCCUGUAUGUUGUAGAUACCUGCCAGGAAGAAGACAGCUUGUCCGCGCUGAAGGAGUCGUUGAUCUUGAGCUUGAGCCUCUUACCCGAAAAUGCCUUGGUGGGCCUUGUAACUUUUGGUACUAUGGCCCAAGUCCACGAAAUUGGCUAUACCGAAUGUCCAAAGUCAUAUGUAUUCCGAGGCAGCAAGGACUAUUCUGCAAAGCAGGUUCAAGAAAUGCUUGGGUUGACUUCCCCUGGUUUGCGACCUGGCAUGCAGCAGCAACAGCCUGGACGACCAAUGCCCCCAAUGGGUCCGGCUGCCAGAUUUUUGUUGCCAGUGCAGCAGUGCGAAUUCCAGCUGACCAAGGCUCUGGAGCAGCUUCAAAAAGACCCUUGGCCAGUGGCCAGUGACAGGAGAAAUCUUAGAUGUACCGGAGUUGCUUUGAGCGUUGCUGUUGGACUUCUGGAAUCCUCAUUUCAGAACGCUGGUGGACGAAUCAUGCUUUUUGCUGGCGGGCCAGCCACCGAGGGACCAGGUUUAGUGGUUGGACCAGAGCUCAGAGAACCAAUUAGAUCGCAUCACGACAUUGAUCGCGACAAUAUCAAGUACUACAAGAAAGCAUUGAAGUUCUAUGACAAUCUUGCUAAGAGGACGGCGCAUAAUGGACACAUUAUCGACAUCUUCGCUGGUUGCUUGGAUCAAGUGGGCCUUUUAGAAAUGAAGGGUCUCUCGAACUCCACUGGCGGCCAUAUGGUGCUGACAGAUAGCUUCACGGCAUCUAUGUUCAAGCAAUCAUUCGUUCGGAUCUUUGAAAAGGACGCGGAUGACAACCUUCUCAUGGGGUUUAAUGCUUCCCUGGAGGUUCUGACGACCAAAGAACUUAAGGUCACUGGGUUGAUUGGACAUGCAGUAUCCAUGAACAAGAAGUCGACAUCUGUAGGGGAGACGGAAUGCGGUAUCGGCAACACGUGUUCGUGGAAGAUGUGUGGUAUCGAUCCGAGUGCCAGUUAUGGAAUCUACUUCGAAAUUGCCAGUCAAGGAGGCCCGACCCAACACCAGCAAACUCCACAAAAGGGCAUGAUGCAAUUCUUAACCUAUUAUCAACACUCCUCUGGACAGUUUCACCUUCGAGUCACAACAGUCUCCCGAAACCUGAGCGGCCCGGCAGGUGAUCCUGCAAUCGCGCAGUCAUUCGACCAAGAGGCCGCAGCUGUUCUCAUGUCUAGGAUAGCAGUUUUCAAGGCUGAAGUUGACGAUGGCCCAGAUGUUUUACGAUGGGUGGAUCGAAUGCUCAUUCGACUCUGUUCUCGAUUUGCCGACUAUCGUAAGGAUGACCCAUCGUCGUUCCGGCUCGAAAAGAACUUCACCCUCUAUCCCCAAUUCAUGUUCCACUUGAGGCGGAGUCAGUUCCUCCAGGUUUUCAAUAACUCGCCCGACGAAACUGCCUUUUACAGGCAUGUUCUCAACCAUGAAGAUGUCAGCAACUCGCUCAUAAUGAUCCAACCGACAUUGGAUUCAUACACAUUCGACCAAGAUGGGAGCCAGCCAGUUCUUCUUGACUCAACAUCUAUUCAACCUACCCACAUACUUCUCCUUGACACAUUCUUCCACAUCCUGAUCUUCCAUGGCGAAACUGUAGCAGAAUGGAGGAAAGCCGGGUACCAAGAGCAGGAAGGUUAUGAGAACUUCGCUUCACUACUAGAGCAACCAAAGGAGGAUGCCAGGGAUCUCAUAACGGAUCGUUUCCCGCUCCCUCGGUUUAUCGUUUGCGAUGCUGGUGGAUCGCAGGCACGUUUCUUACUCUCCAAGCUGAAUCCAUCGACAACACACACCACCGGUGCUUGGGGUGGUGUGGGGGCACAAACAGCGCAGACCAUCUUCACCGACGAUGUCUCAUUGCAGACAUUCAUGGAUCAUUUGAUGAAGUUGGCCGUGAGCGGAACGAAUUAAAUUUGGAGAGAAUACAACGGGGCGUAGGACAUUAUCACUUGCAGCACUCAAGUGGAAUUUGGACUCAAGAUCUUUGAACAGGAGCCGUCUGCGUCGUGCGCAUCAGUGUAGAUUAGCACCCUGGCAGACAAUAAACACUAGAGAGACCCAGCGUAGGGAAGCCAAUUCAGAGUGAGAGAGAGAAAUAUCGCGAGAGAUAGCGCCCCUGAAUUAUGAUUUGCGCAGCUAGAUUGAGGUGCUAUGAAUCACUCACAUGCUGUCUAC